Molecule: messenger RNA, 1683 nt
Organism: Saccharomyces paradoxus
Lineage: Eukaryota; Fungi; Ascomycota; Saccharomycetes; Saccharomycetales; Saccharomycetaceae
Gene: PXP1
Product: putative indolepyruvate decarboxylase family protein
Exons: 1
Coding region: 1-1683 (560 amino acids)
Biological process (GO): fatty acid alpha-oxidation
Cellular component (GO): peroxisome
Molecular function (GO): catalytic activity; magnesium ion binding; thiamine pyrophosphate binding
Source: RefSeq, a predicted model, not a curated record
AUGACGGCGACUGCUACACAACAAUUCGCGCAACUUUUACAAAAAUACGGCAUUGACACAGUUUUUGGAAUUGUUGGCAUCCCUAUUGUCCAACUAGCGGAUACGAUGGUUGCUAACGGUAUCAAAUUCAUUCCAUGCAGGAACGAACAGGCUGCCUCAUAUGCAGCCUCUGCGUAUGGGUAUAUUAGUGACAAGCCAGGCGUAUUACUUAUUGUGGGGGGGCCUGGUUUAAUUCACGCACUGGCUGGUAUAUAUAACUCAAUGUCCAAUAGGUGGCCGCUUUUAGUCAUUGCAGGAAGUUCCUCCCAGGGCGAUAUGCAUAAAGGUGGAUUUCAAGAGUUGGAUCAGAUCAGUCUUUUGUCCCCAUUUUUAAAGUUUACCGGCAAGUUAACCCCUAGCAAUGUUGGCAUGAUUACUCAGAAGGCUUUGAAUCACUGUAUACAAGGCACCGCAGGUGUUUCUUACAUCGACGUCCCUGCAGAUUUUAUUGAGUAUGAAAUACCCCUGGAGGGAAAUGACCAUACAGGAAAUGAAUUGCCGAUGAUUUUAACUCCAAAUAAGUGUGGUCCAGAUCCAUCGAAGAUCAAAGAAGUCGUACAACUCAUACUACAACACAGUAAGAAAAACAUUCUAAUUGUCAUUGGAAAAGGUGCGGUGAAAAAUUCUCACGAAGUUCGCAAACUAGUAGAUAAGUUCAAUAUACCAUUCUUGCCCACCCCGAUGGGUAAGGGGAUUGUCCCGGACUCUUCGUCUCUAAACGUUUCGUCUGCAAGAUCUCAAGCAUUGAAAACCGCAGAUAUCGUUCUUGUUCUUGGGGCAAGAUUAAACUGGAUAUUACAUUUUGGUGCUUCACCCAAAUGGAACUCGGAGUCCAUAUUCAUCCAGCUCGACUCCAAUCCCGAAACCUUGGGCGAUAACAACUCAUCACCUGGUGCCGACCUUUCCAUAUGGGGGGAUAUAGGCUUGAGCGUAACUGCUCUAAUUGACGAACUGGUGCGCCAAGAUUCCUGCUGGAAGUACAGCGGUAUCAACCAAGUAUUGCGAGAGAAAAUCAAACUGAAUCAAACUCGCCUGUUAAGGAAAGAGAAGACCAGAGGGGCACAAUUGAAUUAUAACCAGGUUUAUGGGACUUUGAGACCACUUAUUGAUGACUACAGGACAAUACUUGUCACGGAGGGUGCAAACACUAUGGAUAUUGCGCGUGUUUCAUUCCCUACAGACGCACCAAGGCGCCGUUUAGAUGCAGGGACCAACGCGACCAUGGGGAUUGGACUCGGGUAUGCUCUAGCAUGCAAGGCAUCUCAUCCGGAGCUCGACGUGGUGCUGAUUCAGGGUGAUUCCGCAUUCGGAUUCUCCGCCAUGGAAAUUGAAACUGCGGUAAGGUGCCAGCUGGCACUGGUCAUCAUUGUGAUGAACAACAGCGGUAUAUAUCAUGGAGAAAAGGAUACCAAGACCGACUUACCCCCAACGGCGCUAAGCAAGAACUGUCGCUACGAUCUGGUAGGCAAAGGCCUGGGCGCCAAUGGUUUUUAUGUCAACACAUUAAGCGAACUGAGCAGAUGUUUCCAACAAGCCGUGCAGUUUUCUCGGACUAGAAGGGAAACAAGUGUCAUCAACGUUAUCAUUGAGCCCGGCGAACAGAAGCAAAUCGCCUUUGCCUGGCAGAACAAACCACGCCUAUGA